UUCCGUCUCUCUCUCCUCAGUUGGACCAUGGAAAAGGUGUUCGAGGAACUUCAAGCCUCAGAGACAAAGAGAGUGCUGGAGGAGACCAGAGAACACUACCACGUCAUCCAGAAGUUUGUCAUCCUAGGAGACCUGGACGGUCUGUUGGAGGAGUUCUCUGAUUGGCUGACAGCCUCUAAGCCCCUCCCCUCCCACCUGCUGCGUUUCAUGACUCACCUCGUGCUGUUUUUCCGCUCUCUGGGUUUGGCGCUGAAGGAGGAGGUGUGUGUGGAUGUGCUGAAGGCGUACGUCUCCCUUCUGAUUCGGGAUCAGCAGACUGAGCUCGUGGCGAGCUACGUCAGCCAGCUACCGGCCGAGCUCGCCACCGCUCAGUACGCCGCUUUCCUGGAGACUGUAAACCAGCCGGAGCUGCGCCCUCGCUGCCUGCAGCUCGCCACUGACGCCGGUCUGGAUGUUGCUGCGAUAACCAAGCUGGUGGUGGAGACUGUGAGGGAGAGAGACGAAACUGAGUUUACACACCACAGCCAGACGCUGGAGACGGCGACUACGAAGGAGGACCUAAGGAAGAUCGACGUUAUCGAUUGGCUGCUGUUUGACCCCGCACAUCGAGCCGAGUCCCUAAAGCAAUCCAACGCCAUCAUGAGGAAGUUUCUGGCCCUGCAGAAACACGACGCAGCCAAGGCGGUGUUCUCUAAAGUUCCAGAGGAUUCAAUGAGGGAGAUUUACUGCCAGUGGACGGGGGUCGGUCAGACCACGGCACCUGCGGAGGACGAGAACGCCAUCAGAGAACACCUGUGCAUCAGAGCCUACCUGGAAGCCCACGAGGCCUUCACUGACUGGUUCAGCCACAGUAGCUCUGCCCCCCAGAAACCAGCACCCGCGCCCAGGAGCAAACUUUUGAUUUAUAUCAAUAUGUCAAUUUGUGUGUGUGUCUGUCAGUCCUCCCUGGCUGCCUGGUCGGCACGUCUGGACGUUUUAACUGAAGAUGUGAAAGAGAGAAUCUACAACGUGCUGCUGUUCGUAGAUGGAGGAUGGAUGAUCGACAACAGACAGGAUUCAGAGCAGGAUUCAGAGCGCAGCCACCAGAUGGCGGCGUUGCGCUCUCUGUGUCUGCCUCGCCUCAGCUUCUUGCUGCUCAGCGUGUUGCAGAACUCCUCCAGACACCAGGAGGCGCUGCGACUGGCUGACAUCAUCUCGUCUGACCAGCACCGCCUCUACCAGGUUUUCUCUAAAGAGGAGCUGAGGAGGUUUCUUCAGAAGUUGAGGGAGUCGUCGCUCGCUCUGUUGGACCGAGGAGUCGAUCCGCUGGGCUACGAGUUGCAGCCAUGAACACACGGAGAAAACACACACGCAAACACACACA
Messenger RNA from Morone saxatilis (striped sea-bass), 1363 nucleotides. It is a transcript of the gene nup107, whose product is annotated as nucleoporin 107. NCBI's taxonomy places the organism in Eukaryota, Metazoa, Chordata, Actinopteri, Moronidae. Gene Ontology annotation, biological process: post-transcriptional tethering of RNA polymerase II gene DNA at nuclear periphery; regulation of DNA-templated transcription; protein import into nucleus. The transcript is spliced from 11 exons. The record is from RefSeq and is a predicted model, not a curated record. Gene Ontology annotation, molecular function: structural constituent of nuclear pore. The annotation marks the transcript as partial. Gene Ontology annotation, cellular component: nuclear pore; nuclear pore outer ring.